This is a messenger RNA of Penicillium diatomitis, 240 nucleotides long. RefSeq names its product H/ACA ribonucleoprotein complex subunit NOP10. Gene Ontology annotation, biological process: snRNA pseudouridine synthesis; ribosome biogenesis; positive regulation of telomerase RNA localization to Cajal body. The transcript is spliced from 4 exons. Bases 1 to 240 code for a protein of 79 amino acids. Lineage: Eukaryota; Fungi; Ascomycota; Eurotiomycetes; Eurotiales; Aspergillaceae. The record is from RefSeq and is a predicted model, not a curated record. Gene Ontology annotation, molecular function: telomerase RNA binding; box H/ACA snoRNA binding. Gene Ontology annotation, cellular component: box H/ACA telomerase RNP complex; box H/ACA snoRNP complex.
AUGCAUUUGAUGAAUGCCUCCCUUCCUCCGACAACAUCACUGACGUUUCUUGAAAAGUACACUCUGGGUGCCGAUGGCAAGCGUGUCUACACGCUGAAGAAGGUUGUCGAUGGCAAGGUGUCCAAGUCUGCUCACCCUGCUCGUUUCUCACCUGAUGACAAGUAUUCUCGCCACCGUGUCACUUUGAAGCGUCGCUAUGGUCUUCUCCUUACUCAGCAGCCUGAGGAGGCUUCGUCUUGA